UUGUUCAUUUUGUGUAUGAAUUUGUGUAUUAGACUGGCAUUUAUGAAAAUGUUGUAAAUUAGGCAUAUUCUAUUCGCACUGCAGAGAGCUACGUCCAGCCGCAUGUCAGAUCUUGAGACCUCCAUGGUCUCCAUCAUCGAUGUUUUCCACAAGUACUCAGGACACAAAUGCUACCUGAAGAAGGCCGACCUGAAAGACCUCAUCAACCACGAAUUGAAACAUUUCAUUAAGAAAGUUGAAGAUGACGAGACAGUUGGUCAAGUUUUUUCAGACCUUGACCAGAAUAGAGACGAAAAGCUGGACAUGAAGGAAUUCCUGACUUUCAUUGCCAAAGUGUUAGCAGCGUGCUAUAAGACCUAUGUGCCUCAGCAGCAUGCUAUGGCCCCUACGCAUCUUUAA
Molecule: messenger RNA, 399 nt
Organism: Engraulis encrasicolus (European anchovy)
Lineage: Eukaryota; Metazoa; Chordata; Actinopteri; Clupeiformes; Engraulidae
Product: protein S100-B-like
Exons: 2
Coding region: 103-399 (98 amino acids)
Molecular function (GO): transition metal ion binding; calcium ion binding; calcium-dependent protein binding
Source: RefSeq, a predicted model, not a curated record